UUAAUGACAGGAAAUAGAAGGGACGUUUUUGUUAAUUGUUAUCACAUUUUCUCAGAACGGUGUUAGAGUGAGUGCAUUGACAGAGAUCACAGCAUAUUUUUGACUGUAGAGAAGAAUUGUCUUAAGGUUCAUCAAUCAUGUUCCUGUAUACUUCAUGACUGCGUGAUAACUGCCUGUCAAUGGGCGCAGGUGUGGCCAAAGGCCAUAAAGCAACAAUUAGCCAAACAGUCAACAUCCAUGUGAUCACAGACAUGGCCUGUGAAUCGUGUGCUAUAUCGUUUACCUUUUUCAAAAGAAAGAAACUGUGUAACGACUGCCUUCGCUACUUUUGCUCAACCUGCCUCCCUAAGCAAGGAGUUUUACCUCAACCCCGCAAAUGCCCUAAGUGCCGAAUUCUUGGGAUGGGAAACUUCUCUCGUCAAGAUCUAAUGCAAUGGAAGGUGAAGGACAUGAGAUGUUUUCUUGAUCACCACAACAUUCCCACAGGCAUGUGUCGGGAGAAAAUUGACCUCGUUGACCUUCUCGUCAAGUACUUCUCUCGGUUGCCUGAAAAUCAGCAACAGUCAGAACAUGAAAGGAUGGUGGAAAAUUUAGCUCAACGUAUGAGACAGUCAAAUGCUCAGGAGUCGAGAGGAAUGGGUGACACCGAAAACCAUCUGCAUGAAGAACAGGAAAUAGAACAAACUGAAGCCGCAAUAAAUACGCGUGACUUGAAUCGACUUCGUCAGCGUCAAGAGCAGGAAAUGAGAGAAGCAGAAACUCGCUUGUUUAACGAACUGCAUGACAACGAAACAGAGACUCAUGGUGAGCCAGUUCCUCGCAUGAAGCUUGAGAAGAUUUCGUCUCUCGAUGAUAUAGGAAACCUGACCGCACGCCAGCUGAAGGAAGUUCUGGCUAACAACUUUGUCGACUACAAGGGAUGCUGUGAGAAAGCCGAGCUCGUGGACCGGGUGAAGCGGCUCUGGAAGGAAGAACAGAACAACAAGGCAAAAGCUGAGAGAAUUCAUAAAGUUUCUUCGUUGCCUGAAACGCACGUGCUGCAUUCUGAAGAGCAUGAUCUGUGUAAGAUAUGUAUGGACGCCACGAUCGACUGUGUGUUGCUGGAAUGUGGCCACAUGGUGACGUGCACCAAGUGCGGCAAGCGUCUCGCCGAGUGUCCGGUGUGUCGGCAGUAUGUGGUGCGCGCUGUCCACACAUUCCGCUCGUAGACACUGCCAGCAGUGAAGCAACGACACACUUAAUACAGUGAGGCAAUGACACACUUAUUGCAGCAAAGCAAUGACACACUUACUGCAAUGAGACAAUGACACACUGCAGUGAGGCAACGACAUACUUACUGCAGUGAGGCAACGACACACUUACUACAGUGAGGCAACGACACACUUACUGCAGUGAGGCAACGACACACUUACUACAGUGAGGCAACGACACACUUACUGCAGUGAAGCAACGACACACUUACUGCAGUGAGGCAACGACACACUUACUGUAGUGAAGCAACGACACACUUACUGUAGUGAAGCAACGACACACUUAAUGCAGUGAAGCAAUGACACACUUACUGGUAUCCUUAUCAGUCACACUCUUUUGGUUCUCAUCAGUCCCUACCGGCCCAACCGGAGGGACUAGAGGUUUUGUCUCCGUCCUUCUGUCUGUCUGUCUGUCUGUCUGUCUGUCCCACUUAGUUUUCCAGACUGUUGUUUCCGCAAUGCCUCAAGAUACUGAGCUGAAAUUUUGUGUUUAGCUUUAUUGUUUAUAGCUUUACUGUUACAGACCACAUUUGAUUUUCAUGGGGAUUCACCCAGAGCUAUGGUCUGAUCAUUUCAUUUUUAUUUCAACUUAUUUCCACGCUUAUAUCCAAUUAAGGUUCAAGCAUGCUGUCCUGGGCACACAUCUCAGCUAUCUGGGCUGUCUGUCCAGGCCAGUGGGUUAGUUG
Molecule: messenger RNA, 1936 nt
Organism: Gigantopelta aegis
Lineage: Eukaryota; Metazoa; Mollusca; Gastropoda; Neomphalida; Peltospiridae
Product: E3 ubiquitin-protein ligase RNF34-like
Exons: 9
Coding region: 180-1208 (342 amino acids)
Biological process (GO): negative regulation of extrinsic apoptotic signaling pathway via death domain receptors; proteasome-mediated ubiquitin-dependent protein catabolic process; protein K48-linked ubiquitination
Cellular component (GO): plasma membrane; cytoplasm
Molecular function (GO): ubiquitin protein ligase activity
Source: RefSeq, a predicted model, not a curated record